AUGUCAGACUGGCCGACUCGGGAUCCAAGGAACACUGAAAACCGCGAAAUUGACUCAUUGCUCGUUAGUUACAGAGUCGUGCUGGAGGUGGCGGGCAACUCGGACGCGGUCAUACUGAGCGGGCUGGAGGCAGAUACACAGUACCAAGUUACUGUGGCUGCACUGUGGGGCGGUCAUAAGUACAGAAGCAGGCCUAUUGUCUUCCGCACACUGGAGCCUCCGCGGACAUCGCCGCAGCAGGACGGGGGUCUAGCGGGCACCCCGCGUUCCUCCGUCGCCCCUCCAGACCCUUCGCCAACAUUUCCCACGAUACGAGGGGUGGAGAUCGGCAUCGUAGUGUUGGUGCUGAUAGUGUGGAUCGGGGCCAUAGCGUUGUUCUUCAACCGUUGGGGCAAGAUCAGGAUGCUACUCCCUUAUCAGCCAGAUUAUAAGCAGGAACAGUUAAAGGUGCCUGGAAGCAGUGCUUUGGCGGCGGCGACGGCCGGAGGGACGUGUGGUGCUCAUUCCGCGCCCUCAGCAUGCUCGCACAUGCGCUGGUCACACACACAUACACAGAGCUUGGAGUGCGAGGAGCGCCUCUUGGCCCGGUGCAACAGGCCUAGGGUCAACUCGGCCAUAUUCGUGUCAGCAGAACCCACUGGGUUCGCAGCGUUUGAUGCUGGGGAGUUCCUGAGGAGGCACGGCUCACAGUCUAAACUGUGUCGUAAGGCCAGGUCAGCAGACAACAUACCUCUUACAUCUUUGUGCGAUUCAUCUGAACGCCUUUGCAAAGCCAAACCUCGAGAGGAGACCAUCAAUGAAGAAGCCACUAGCAAGUCAGACGACAGCAGUAGCGUAGAGACCGUCAAGCACUUCGGUCUACCCAUCCUCUCAGUGUCAGGCCCCUCCCCCCCAGACGAGGACUAUGAUCAGAUAGACGAGUAUCUGUAGCAUUUCCAUACCAGUUUCCAGCUCAAAUAUGUGCUGGAAAAAAUGCGGCCGCCUUGGCCCAGCCCCGCACAAAGUCCGAAAUCUGAUGACUUUUGAACUUGAACUAUUGAUCUAGGUUUACUUCUUGUGAUACGUAUGUCUAAAGUGUGGUUUGUGUGAAUUCUGGAGUUACAACGAAUUUCGAGACUUUCAACUGAAAUUCUUGCUAUGUAUCCUUGAUGCGGGACCAUAGUUGUAAUUAGCAGUGUGUUUCUUUAUCGACCUCUAGUAUUAGUGAUUUUGUAUCUCCUGUGUCUUUUAUGAGUGUCUAAAUUAAUCUUACAUUAUCAGCGAUUAGAUUUUUAAUACUCACAAUUCUAGCAUGUAAGGAUUGCACAAUAACUUUAUCGAUAUUGUUAAUAAUAUUAACAGUGCCACUCUUUAUAAUGGUUAAGUAAGCGUGAGGAGCGUAUUCAUAAAACAAUCUAAUUAAUUAAACUGUAAAGUUAUAGCUUUGUACAGAAUUUGCUAAUUUGCAGUGUGUUACUUAGUUUCAUAUUAUGUGCGUGUACUAAACAUAAUAAAUUUAUGUACUUUUAUAUUGCCUAGCCUAAUGUAAUCACAUUUUGACUCAUCAGUAAGUGUAUUUAGUGUCCUGUCAAUAACACGACUUAUUUCACGAUUAAUCUUUUGAACUACAUUAAAAUCAUAAGAUUGUGAACUAUCUUGUUAAUCUUUUGUCUUAUCUUAUUUUUCUAAUAAUUUGUAAAAAAUAUCUUCAUUGAAACAAAAGUUAAUCAAAAUUAUCUUAAAUAUUAUCAUUUUUAGUUUGUCUUCUUUUCUAGGAUUUGAAUAUAACUUUUCUUGACAGUACCAUUAUUAUUUCGUUUGAUGUGAGAUAAGUUUAAAACGUGAAAUAAAUUGUGUUAUCCAUUAAGGAUUGUAGUAAUAGAUCUAUGAACGAUUUGAAGGUUGAAUUUUGGUCCAAUGAUAAAUGUAUGUAUGCACAUGGCGUAUUAGACUGUAAGUAACAGUAAAAUGAAUUGUUUUAAAACGGCGGAGUUUGUGGGAUUUUUUUGAAUUUAUUAAUUGUGGAAUAUUUUUGUGUAGUUUAUAGGUUUUUAAUUUUAACACGAGUAGGAGCUUCGUUCUUUUGUUUAUAUCUUGUGUGAUGUAUUUUGACUGUCCCAUAUAACGAUGGUUGAAUGGAAUGUAAUAAUAUCGAAUCAAUGAAUGAAUUUGUAUUUGGGAAGAUUAAACAACAUAAUGUCAGACUAAUUAUAAACGAUUUUGAAAUAUCUUUGAUAUGAGUAAGGACUUAAAAUUAAUAAGUCUACUUUUAUCUUUCAUGGAAAUAUUUCCGUGGCUUGACUACAAGUAGAAACUUUAAUGUUAUUUUGAGAAUUUUUGCGUUGUCUUAUUCAUUAGCUGUUUAAAAUGUCAAUUAUCCAAAAGCUUGUAGAUACUGUAUUAUCGAGUAUUUUUGUAAUGACACUAAAAUUUAGUAUUAGGAAAGUCUAGUAGUAUCAAAUUUUCUUUCAACUUCAUCUUAACUGGUGCUUGGGGACCAGAAGGACAGGACAUGUCAAUGUAGGCCUUAAAUCCAAGUAAAGAAGUAUUUCCAAACUAAUAUGUGUAUAUUUAUAUAUUGGAAUAUACAAUACUUAUUUCAAAGCUAAGACUAUUAAUUCCCUCCACUAUUUAUAGAUGUAUCCUUCAACGGUUUAGAUGAAUGUGGCACAUAGAUUAGAACGAUUCCCACAUCCACUUGCGGUACUAAAGAUUAAAUUGUAUUAAACUCUGGCAUACAAUUGAAAAGUUCAAAAAACCUCAACACCAAAGAUAUAAAAAUAAAGUUUAAUAAUUUCAGACAUUUACUUACAGCACUCGAUCCGCGUCAUUAGUACGUUCUGACGACCUGUGUGCCUACCAUGAGUUUACGUUAGGAGUGCUUGCUAGCGACUGCGUAAAAAAAUGACAUUUAAAUGUAUGACAUAUUGUGCAGCGCCCCUAGCGGCUACUUUGAAGAAAUAAAAUCUUCAUAUAAUUUUUAGACGUAUUCGCUAGCGAGCUCACAUAACGUAAACUCAUGGUAGGCACACAGAACUGUGACAGUGACAGAAGAGAACAAAGACAGAAGUAGAGAACUCUUUCUUUCAAAUUUCUUCGUCAGAACAUCAUUCUGCAUAGGCGAAAGGUCCUAGUUAAUGUCUUUACUUGUAUUUUCAAAGUUGUAAGAAGUGGUUUAGUACAAUUUAAUCACUGGUGACUGAAAA
Molecule: messenger RNA, 3185 nt
Organism: Ostrinia furnacalis (Asian corn borer)
Lineage: Eukaryota; Metazoa; Arthropoda; Insecta; Lepidoptera; Crambidae
Exons: 7
Coding region: 1-930 (309 amino acids)
Molecular function (GO): protein binding
Source: RefSeq, a predicted model, not a curated record